CAAAAAGAAGAAGUGGGUGACGUCAGCGCCAUUUGGUACAUUUCUUUUUCAGUACAUAACAUCUAAUAUAACUAAGAAGUAUCUUUAUUAGACAGUACAUAUUUAAAAGGUUUAGAGGCUGUUUCGGACAGGGGAAGUAGUAGGAUUCAUUUUUUUUAAGUUCAGUCUGGCAUUGCUUCGGCCAGUACUAACGUAGCAGCAUUGAGGACCCCUUCGUCUAUCAUGGCGGCGCCCAGUGGAACUCUAAACUGUGAGGACUUUUCAAUGUUUCAGGAGGUGCUAAAGCUAAUGCGCACUAUUGAUGACCGGAUUAUUCAUGCUCUGAACACCACUGUACCCACGGCCUCCUUCAAGGGCAAGGUGGAUGCUACGCAGACCUGUAAGGAGCUCUAUGAAUCUCUAAUGGAGGCCCACAGCAGCCGGGAUAGAGCCAUAAAGACAUGUAUAGCCCAGACCUCUAGUGCGGUCAACCAGUUGUACGAGCAAAGGGCCAGGUACAGUGACAACCUGUCACUCAUCAAACAACUCAGGAAGGAGCAAACCAAGUUAAAACUCAUGCAGUCAGAGCUGAAUGUUGAAGAAGUGGUCAAUGAUCGAAGCUUGAAGGUGUUCCGUGAGAGAUGCAGAAUCCACUACACCCCUCCAAAGGUCCAGUGAGAAGGGUCUGGCUGGUUUCGUAUGGUGUGGAGAAGUUUUUCCUACAGGUGUUUCUUGAUUGGACUUGGAACCGAACUGUGGUGCCGAUCCGAUGGAAGAUCACCUCCCGGAAAACCUCUUUUCUUACAAAACAUGCAAAAGGAUUUUAUAACAAUGAAGUGCUUUCUCAUGACCAUUUGUGUCCCUGGUUUGGUGGUGAGCGUAUGGAAGUCCUGUGUCUUGUGUGUCCUGUGGAAAACCAGCUCCUGAGGAAGAGAGUCUAGGGCUACUAAGGAUGGGGGAAAACAUUGUGUGGCAAGAUUGCCGCUGGCCGGGAAAAAAUACUUGCAAAAUCAUUUGUAGCAAGAUGACCCAUAAUCCAUGGUUUCGGGUUGGGUUUUUGCACAACUACCAACAAGUGGCAAAUGUGAGACUACUCCACAGCUGGGUCAUUCUUUGAUUUCUGUUGCAAAUCAUGUCCAAGCAAUUUCACAUUACAUAAAACAUUUUAAAACAUA
Molecule: messenger RNA, 1154 nt
Organism: Conger conger (European conger)
Lineage: Eukaryota; Metazoa; Chordata; Actinopteri; Anguilliformes; Congridae
Gene: mix23
Product: mitochondrial matrix import factor 23
Exons: 5
Coding region: 223-657 (144 amino acids)
Cellular component (GO): mitochondrion; mitochondrial intermembrane space
Source: RefSeq, a predicted model, not a curated record